AUGCAUCUUGGAUAUUACGUUUUCUGUUUGUGUUGUGUUGUAUGCUUUUCAGAUUGCUCAGACAACCAAAAUACAAAUAAAGCAUGUAAACCCCCAUUUCGCAGAUUUGCAAACAGUUGUUAUUACAUCAGCAGAGACCAAGUAUGGGGAGAUGAGGCGUUUGCUCGUUGUAUCAACAUUGGAGGUUACCUCGCCAACUUUGAGACAUUGGAAGAGGCCAUGCUGAUGAAACAAAAGUUAAAGAAAAUGAAUUCGGGUCUCCACUUCUUUGUUGGAGGAAGAAAUAUCAACCGGAGAAAAGCAGGAGGGGAUUGGAGGUGGAUCAAGAACGGAACAAUGACCAAAAUGACGUAUUUCGCAUUUGGCAAUAACGAACCAGAUGGAAUUGAGAGUAAUAAGCAAGAUUGCAUGAUUAGGUGUUUUGAUAAAGCAUGUAAACCCCCAUUCCACAGAUUUGCAAACAGUUGUUAUUACAUCAGCAGAGACCAAGUAUGGGGAGAUGAGGCGUUUGCUCGUUGUAUCAACAUUGGAGGUUACCUCGCCAACUUUGAGACAUUGGAAGAGGCCAUGCUGAUGAAACAAAAGUUAAAGAAAAUGAAUUCGGGUCUCCACUUUUUUGUUGGAGGAAGAAAUAUCAACAAGAGAAAACCAGGAGGGGAUUGGAGAUGGAUAAAAAAGGGAACAAUGACAAAAAUGUCAUAUUUCGCAUUUGGCAAUAGCGAACCCAAUGGGAGUGACAGGAGUGCUGAAGAUUGCAUGUUCUUUUAUGCAGCUGAAUACUACAGAUUUCAUGAUGUCUAUUGUGACAAUUACAAUGGUGGUUAUAUUUGCGAAAAAUAAAAUGAAAAAUCAGAACGAAGUUCGUAUUUGAUAAAGUUGUUAAAA
Magallana angulata is the source of this 885-nucleotide messenger RNA. RefSeq lists its product as uncharacterized. The coding region runs from base 1 to 840 and encodes 279 amino acids. Gene Ontology annotation, molecular function: signaling receptor activity. Lineage: Eukaryota; Metazoa; Mollusca; Bivalvia; Ostreida; Ostreidae. The record is from RefSeq and is a predicted model, not a curated record. The transcript is spliced from 8 exons.